AUGGUCGUUGCUCAACACCUGUCCACUAUUGGUCUUGAUUUUGAUGAUCCAUCACUCUUCAGAUCUCUUGUUGGUGCUCUUCAAUACCUUACUAUCACUCGAUCGGAUAUCGCUCAUGCUGUUUCUGCUGUGAGUCAAUAUAUGCACAAGCUUUCAAUUUGUCAUUUUCAAGUUGUCAAACAAAUCCUACGCUACAUCAAGGGAACCUUGCAGUAUGGUCUUUCUUUCACUUCGUCCCCUUCCAGUACCAUCCUUGCGUAUUUGGAUGUUGAUUGGGCCGAUUGCCCUGAUACACGUCGAUCUAUUUCUGGAUAUGCUAUCCAUCUUGGUGAUAACCUUGUCUCCUGGAGUUCCAAGAAACAACCAAUGUGUCUCGUUUGA
Molecule: messenger RNA, 381 nt
Organism: Olea europaea var. sylvestris
Lineage: Eukaryota; Viridiplantae; Streptophyta; Magnoliopsida; Lamiales; Oleaceae
Exons: 1
Coding region: 1-381 (126 amino acids)
Source: RefSeq, a predicted model, not a curated record